AUGCCACAUAACACUAUAAAAACAUUAUACAAUUACAUACAUAUCGUUAUACUAUGCGUAUGCUGGUAUAUGCUAUCGUCUGUUGGUUCACAGGUGACGAAGAGAAUUUUGACAGUAUGUCCAUUGCCAUUAUUUUUGGGGGAAUUCCAAUUUCUAUAUACUGCCCAAUUGGCUGUUCUUUGUUGUGGCAUAGCCUAUAGUUCAGAAAGAUUCUAUAACACUUUCCCAAACGGUACUUUCCCAGUAUAUGACAGAAAAAAUAUAAGAGACAAUUGGGCUUGGUCCGUCAUUACCAAACCUUCAAAAAGUAUAUUUCAGACAGUACUUCCAUUGAGUAUAUUUCAAUUUGUUGGUAAAUUUUUUGGUCAUAAAGCUACAUCAUUAGUUCCGGUAUCAACUGUAGCAAGCAUAAAAACUCUAUCACCUGUUUUUAUAUUGAUAUUUCAAAAAAUCAUAGGCAUUAGCACCAUUCAGACCAACAUUAACGUUGGUUUCAGUUUAGCUGCGUUAAUAACUGGUGUUUGGAUAAUUGUAAGCGAGGAUAAUAAAUUAAAAAGUUCUUCCAAUGUUUCAGAUUUCUCAUUAUUUGGCAUAAUAUGCGCUGUCAUCUCAAUGUUCAUUUUUGUAUUUCAGAACAUUUAUGGUAAAAAGGUUUUCACCUUUAAGAAAGAUGAUGAUAAUAUAUGCAUUUUACCAAAAGUAAACUCGACAGAGCAAUUAAUGGAUGAGAAAUAUGCAUUUGGAAGCCAUCAUAAGAUAUCAAAUAAAUGUUAUGAUAAAUUAACUUUAAUGCUUUACAUAUCGUCUGUUGGUUUUAUACUCUCCUUUUUUUGGUUUAUUACUUUUGAAUUACCAACCAUCUUAAGAUAUUUAUCUGGCGAUACUACAACCGUCAUACAAAGUAUUCCAUGGCAACUAUUUAUAAUAAAUGGUACUUUUCACUUUUUACAAGCAAUGAUUACGUUUCAUCUAUUAGGAGAGCUUUCUACGCUAACUUAUUCCAUUGCAAACUUAAUGAAGAGGAUUGCCAUUAUUUCUGUGAGUUGGGUAUUCAUCGGUAAAUCUGUAACACUAAUGCAAAUAUUUGGGUUAUUUUUAAAUGUAGUUGGGUUAUUUGUUUAUGAAAGAAUAGUCAAUAAAAAUAAAAAGCCUCGAAUUCAUGAAAAAUAA
Molecule: messenger RNA, 1170 nt
Organism: Tetrapisispora phaffii CBS 4417
Lineage: Eukaryota; Fungi; Ascomycota; Saccharomycetes; Saccharomycetales; Saccharomycetaceae
Exons: 1
Coding region: 1-1170 (389 amino acids)
Biological process (GO): phosphoenolpyruvate transmembrane import into Golgi lumen
Cellular component (GO): endoplasmic reticulum; Golgi apparatus
Molecular function (GO): antiporter activity; phosphoenolpyruvate transmembrane transporter activity
Source: RefSeq, a predicted model, not a curated record